Messenger RNA from Leucoraja erinaceus (little skate), 5590 nucleotides. RefSeq names its product peroxidasin homolog. Gene Ontology annotation, biological process: response to oxidative stress. The record is from RefSeq and is a predicted model, not a curated record. The transcript has 23 exons. Gene Ontology annotation, molecular function: peroxidase activity; heme binding; protein binding. NCBI's taxonomy places the organism in Eukaryota, Metazoa, Chordata, Chondrichthyes, Rajiformes, Rajidae. The coding region runs from base 594 to 4976 and encodes 1460 amino acids.
CAUUCAUUAAUUGCCAUUGGUAUUAAAUCUCCCAUGAUUUAUGUCAUUAAUGAAAAUCUCAUCAUGUAGUGAAUGGACAUUGAAUGUAUCGCAUUUACAUUAUAUUCAAGCAUAGCCAAAGUUUAUGAAGGAUAUCUUGCCCUGGUGCUUCCACUGUAUCACAGGUCAGUACUAUAGGGGAGGGAGAGGAGCUUCUUUAGAAAGUAAAGAUCAUCAGAUUUGGAUAUCAAGUUAAAUUAAAGUUUGGUGUUGUCUGUGAUGCAGAUGAUUUUAUGUUGUAGUGUACAAAGUAUCACUGUAUGAAGGGUAUUAGUUUACAAAUCGUUUCCCACUAAAAAUUGCCCAGGCUCUUUUGUUGUUUUGUGGAAGUGGUAGGUAAAUUAGUGUCUUUAAAUCCCAGCGUUAGGGCUACCCCUAAUCUUGGCAGUGCUUUGUGGAUAAAGCUGUUGGAUUCUUUCUGCUCCCCGUGCUGUAAUUUGAUCCUGGUUGUGGUCUGAUUGGAUGUUCAAGCUGAGUUAAACUUGCCCAGACCCCACUGUUUCAGUUUAGAUUCUGCAGCUCCAGGCACUGCCACUGAUCUCAUCUCUCCCAGGAUGGUUCUCAAAUGUUUCCUUCUCGUAACUAUUUUCUUUCUCCUCUUCCCUGAACUCUCCUCCUGCCCAAGCCGAUGCCUCUGCUUCAGAACCACUGUCCGCUGUAUGCAUUUGAUGUUGGAUCACAUCCCCAAAGUAGCACCGCAGACUGUUAUCCUGGACCUGAGAUUUAACAGGAUCAGAGAGAUUCCACCAGGAGCCUUUAAGAAGCAGAAGAACCUGAACACAAUAUUAUUGAACAACAACCAAAUCAAGAGAAUACCAAGGAAAGCAUUUGAAGACCUGGACAACUUGAAAUACCUCUACCUAUACAAGAAUAACAUUCGUGCAAUCGACAGACAGGCAUUUAAAGGACUUGUGUCUCUGGAGCAGCUAUACAUUCACUUCAACCACAUAGAGAUACUAGAGCGAGAAACAUUUAGCGAUCUUCCCAAACUAGAGAGAUUAUUUUUACAUAAUAAUAAAGUGUCAAGAAUUCCUGCUGGAACUUUCUCUCAUCUGACUUCACUGAAAAGACUCCGUUUGGACUCCAAUGGACUGGUUUGUGAUUGUCAGCUAAUGUGGUUGGGAGAAUUGCUGAAGAGCUAUGCCAAAAGCAGCCACACCCAGGCCGCUGCAAGCUGCGAACAUCCUCGGGCCUUGCAAGGCAGAUCAGUUGCCUCAGUGACUGCAGAGGAGUUUAACUGUGAAAGGCCCCGUAUUAUUUCAGAACCUCAAAAUGUGCAUGUUGCGCUAGGAAAUACUGCAUAUUUCACCUGCAGAGCGGAGGGGAAUCCGAAGCCAAAAAUUGUCUGGCUGCAUAAUAACAAUGAAUUACACAUGAAGAAUGACAUUCGCCUGAAUUUACUAGAUGAUGGUACCUUAAUGAUCCAUAACACACAGGAAUCUGACCAAGGAACAUACCAAUGCAUGGCCAAAAAUGUGGUGGGAGAAGCAACAACUCAAGGUGUUCUACUCCGAUACUUUGGUACUCCAACCAAGCCCAGUUUCGUGAUUCAGCCACGAAACACUGAAGUUCUGGUCGGAUCAAGUAUCACAUUGGAGUGCAGCGCCACUGGGCAUCCCCAGCCUCGAGUUACAUGGACUAAAGGAAAUGGAGAGCUGCUGCCCACACACUCCAGGUACCAUACCACUUCCUCAGGUGGCCUCUUUAUUCGGAAUGUCACUCUGCAGGACCACGGCCAGUUCAUCUGCCACGCCAGCAAUAACCAAGAUUCCAUCCAGUCCUCGGCAUCCAUCAUUGUUCAGGCUCCCCCAAAAUUCACAGUCGUUCCCAAGGAUCAAGUAAUAAUUGAAGGACACACUGUUGACUUUGAAUGUGUGGCUGAGGGCAAUCCAACUCCAGUCAUCGCCUGGACCAAAGCAGGAGGCCAGCUCCCCAAUGACAGAAGACACGCAGUGCUACCAACGGGAACACUGAGGAUUGUUGAAGUAGCCGCCCAUCAUCAGGGUCAAUAUGAAUGCCAGGCUAUCAAUGUUGUUCAAGUUAAACGAGUUCGAGUGCAGCUAAAGGUACAACCCAAAGUGAUACCAGUGUUUACUGACGUGCCAAAGGAUGUCACUGCAGAGGUUGGUCAGGAUGUAAAGAUAACUUGCAGUGCUCAAGGUGAACCACAUCCCACAAUCACCUGGACCAAGGAUGGAGUUCAAAUUACAGACAGCGGGAAAUUCCAUGUUAAUACAGAGGGAACACUUGCUAUCAGGGACGUUGGGCUGGCAGAUGAAGGAAGGUACGAAUGUGCUGCACGAAACACAAUUGGCCAAGCAGCUACUAAUAUGCUGCUCAAGGUGACUGUUCCACAUAGAGUUCGUACUGGAGACAACUUUGUUGAAUCUUCCAUUCGUGAGGCUAUUAACAGUGUUGACAGUGCAAUUAACUCAACACGCAGGAAAUUGUUUACCAAGCGUCCUCUCAGUCCGAAUGACUUGCUGGCUUUGUUCCGUUACCCACGAGAUCCCUUCACUGUGGAGACAGCAAGAGCAGGAGAGAUCUUCGAGAGGACCUUGCAGCUGAUUCAGAACCACGUCAAGCAAGGCUUAGCUGUGGACUUCAAAGGCAUAGAUUUCCGCUACAACAAUCUGGUUUCGCCACGUUACUUGGACCUCAUAGCCAACCUCUCUGGAUGCACAGCUCACAGGCGGUUCCCGAACUGCUCGGAUAUAUGUUAUCACCAAAAGUAUCGAACCCACGAUGGCACGUGCAACAACCUGCAGCAUCCCAUGUGGGGAGCGUCCCUCACAGCCUUUCAGAGAAUUCUUAAACCGGUUUACGAAAAUGGUUUCAGCCUCCCGAGAGGUACUGAUUCCAUCCGUUUGUACAACGGCUACCCCUUACCUCUCCCUCGCCUUGUUUCCACAACACUAAUUGGGACAGAGACAAUAACUCCAGAUGACAGAUAUACACAUAUGCUCAUGCAGUGGGGACAGUUCUUGGACCAUGAUAUGGAUCUGACCGUGCCCGCUCUCAGUAUGUCACGGUUCUCUGAUGGACAGCCUUGCAGUUCUGUAUGCAAUAAUGACCCCCCGUGCUUUCCAAUUAUGAUUCCAAGCAACGAUCCUCGAGUAAGGAGAGCUCCGUGCAUGUUUUUUGUUCGCUCCAGCCCGGUUUGCGGCAGCGGUAUGACUUCCUUGCUGAUGAAGUCCGUGUAUGCCAGAGAGCAGAUCAAUCACCUCACGUCCUACAUCGAUGCAUCGAACAUCUAUGGCACCAGGGACCGUGAAUCCGCGGAAAUUAGAGACCUGACGAACCAACGUGGUCUGUUGAAAGAAGGCGAUACUGUGCGAGGGUCUAGCAAACGCAUGUUGCCUUUUACCACAGACCAGACCAUAGAAUGCUUGAGGGAUGAGAAUGAGAGCCCAAUCCCCUGCUUCCUCGCAGGGGAUCAUCGGGCCAACGAGCAUGUUGCCCUGACGGCCAUGCAUACCCUGUGGUACCGGGAACAUAACCGCAUCGCGGCCGAACUACUGCGACUGAAUCCUCACUGGGAUGGCGACACCAUCUACCACGAGGCACGGAAAAUAGUCGGUGGGCAGAUGCAGCACCUCACGUACAAACACUGGCUCCCCAAGAUCCUGGGAGACGUGGGGAUGAAAAGGAUGGGGCGGUAUACAAACUAUAAUCCCAAUGUAAAUGGCGGGAUCUUGAACGCUUUUGCCACAGCGGCCUUUCGGUUUGGUCACACGUUGAUCAACCCCAUUCUCCAUCGCCUCAACACUUCCUUUCAGCCAAUUCCUGAGGGUCACCUUCCUCUUCAUAAGGCUUUCUUCUCUCCCUUCAGACUUAUCCAAGAAGGGGGCAUUGAUCCCCUUCUCCGGGGCCUUUUUGCUUUUGCAGGGAAAAUGCGAGUCCCCACGGAGGUCCUCAAUUCGGAACUGACGGAGAGGCUCUUCUCAAUGGCUCAUGCCGUAGCCUUGGACCUGGCAGCAAUGAAUAUCCAGAGAGGCCGUGAUCAUGGCAUCCCCUCGUACACUGACUACAGAGUCUUUUGCAACAUGAGCACUGUAGGCAACUUUGAGGACUUACAGAAUGAGAUCAAGAACCCAAGAGUGAGAGACAAACUUAAAAGGUUGUACCGUACUCCACUGAAUAUUGAUCUUUGGCCUGCACUGAUGGUUGAAGAUAUAAUUCCUGGUACAAGAGUUGGACCCGCACUCAUGUGCUUGUUAGUAACUCAGUUCAAAAGACUGAGGAAUGGUGACAGGUUCUGGUAUGAAAAUCCAGGGGUGUUUACUCCAUCUCAACUAACGCAGUUGAAGCAAAGUUCCCUGGCGCGAGUCCUAUGUGACAAUGGUGAUGAUAUUCAGCAGGUCCAGACGGAUGUUUUUUUGAAAGCUGUGUAUCCGCAAGGAUAUGUGAACUGUGACGAAAUCCCGAAAAUUGAUUUACGGGUGUGGCAAGACUGUUGUGAAGAUUGUAGAACGAGAGGACAAUUUAAUGCACUUUCACAACAGUUCCGCAGCAAACGGGCAAUAGAAUUCAGCUAUCCAGGAGAUAAGGACACCUCAGCUGGAUCAAGGAACCAACAAGGGAGAUAUACUCGAGACUUCGGUGAAUUUGUAAACUCGACAGUUUUUCCCAGUGAUCACGAGACCGCUCAGGAUUUCAACAGUUUUAUGUCUGAUGUGCAAAAGACGAUCAUCUCCCUUCGUAACCAGAUUGACCAUUUGGAGUCACGCCUGAAACAACAUGGCUGCACAGAUGAACUGGGAAAUCAUAUGAAUGAAAAUGAUAAUUGGAAAAAGGAAGAUUGUACAUCCUGCUGGUGUAAGAAUGGCCAAAUUACCUGCUAUGUGGAGAAAUGUCCCCUUCUGAAGUGUUCCAAAGCAAUCAAAAAGAAAGGGAGAUGUUGUCCUGUCUGUGCAAAGUCAAAAAGCAGAAAAUGAUUGUUCGGCUGUGCAGUCGAGAGAAGCUACCUUCUUGGGGAAAAAAAAGAACAAAAGCAAUUCUCAGCCUUUUGCAUCACCUACUGACGUCUGAUUAUAAACAAAACCAUUGGGAAAAAUUAAAGAACUUUCUAUUCACAUUCUGGCUACUGCUGCCUUACUGCACUCAUUCAUUUUCCAUUUUAAGCAAUGUCUCACAUGUUAGUUUGAUCUAAGAACAAAGGUGGACCUCAGUAAUGAAUUAUGAACUAACCUACUUACAGUUCGAAUGUUAAACUGCUCACAGGAAAAGAUCGUUGUGAUAUAUUUAAAAACCAUUAUGAUUUAUCACUGUGUCAAGAUGUCAAAACAUAUUACAUAGAUAACGCAGUUAAGAUUGCAUUUUUUAUUAAUUUAUUAUUUGAAACAGUGAUAAAUAUUAUGGUAAAGUUCACUGAGAGGUGACUAUAUGUUGGGUUCACAUACACUGUCCAGAGACUAACCAUUUGGUAUUUUCCAUCUGUGUGGUCAGAAUAUUGUUGAUGAGGAAGCUUCCAAAGCCAUGAUGGGGAUGGUGUAAAGAUCCAUCGCCUUCAUUCUACCAAAUGUACCUCAUACCUGCAGAAAGUCAGGAA